Molecule: messenger RNA, 3936 nt
Organism: Closterium sp. NIES-65
Lineage: Eukaryota; Viridiplantae; Streptophyta; Zygnematophyceae; Desmidiales; Closteriaceae
Source: the annotation of a GenBank genome assembly
AUGUGGUUGACGAUCCUGAGGUGGUGCCGGCACCCCUUGAGUUGCCUCAAAGGCCCCCCACCUUUUGUCCCAUACACCUCCUUCUCACCAGUCCACCUUUUGUCCCAUACACCUCCUUCUCACCAGUCCACCUUUUGUCCCAUACACCUCCUUCUCACCAGUCCACCUUUUGUCCCAUACACCUCCUUCUCACCAGUCCAACUUUUGUCCCAUACACCUCCUUCUCACCAGUCCACCUUUUGUCCCAUACACCUCCUUCCCACCAGUCCACCUUUUGUCCCAUACACCUCCUUCUCACCAGUCCACCUUUUGUCCCAUACACCUCCUUCUCACCAGUCCACCUUUUGUCCCAUACACCUCCUUCUCACCAGUCCACCUUUUGUCCCAUACACCUCCUUCUCACCAGUCCACCUUUUGUCCCAUACACCUCCUUCUCACCAGUCCACCUUUUGUCCCAUACACCUCCUUCUCACCAGUCCUCCUUUUGUCCCAUACACCUCCUUCUCACCAGUCUACCUUUUGUCCCAUACACCUCCUUCUCACCAGUCCUCCUUUUGUCCCAUACACCUCCUUCUCACCAGUCCACCUUUUGUCCCAUACACCUCCUUCUCACCAGUCCACCUUUUGUCCCAUACACCUCCUUCUUACCAGUCCACCUUUUGUCCCAUACACCUCCUUCUCACCAGUCCACCUUUUGUCCCAUACACCUCCUUCUCACCAGUCCACCUUUUGUCCCAUACACCUCCUUCUCACCAGUCCUCCUUUUGUCCCAUACACCUCCUUCUCACCAGUCCACCUUUUGUCCCAUACACCUCCUUCUCACCAGUCCACCUUUUGUCCCAUACACCUCCUUCUCGCCAGUCCUCCUUUUGUCCCAUACACCUCCUUCUCACCAGUCCACCUUUUGUCCCAUACACCUCCUUCUCACCAGUCCACCUUUUGUCCCAUACACCUCCUUCUCACCAGUCCACCUUUUGUCCCAUACACCUCCUUCUCACCAGUCCUCCUUUUGUCCCAUACACCUCCUUCUCACCAGUCCACCUUUUGUCCCAUACACCUCCUUCUCACCAGUCCACCUUUUGUCCCAUACACCUCCUUCUCACCAGUCCUCCUUUUGUCCCAUACACCUCCUUCUCACCAGUCCACCUUUUGUCCCAUACACCUCCUUCUCACCAGUCCACCUUUUGUCCCAUACACCUCCUUCUCACCAGUCCACCUUUUGUCCCAUACACCUCCUUCUCACCAGUCCACCUUUUGUCCCAUACACCUCCUUCUCACCAGUCCACCUUUUGUCCCAUACACCUCCUUCUCACCAGUCCUCCUUUUGUCCCAUACACCUCCUUCUCACCAGUCCACCUUUUGUCCCAUACACCUCCUUCUCACCAGUCCUCCUUUUGUCCCAUACACCUCCUUCUCACCAGUCCACCUUUUGUCCCAUACACCUCCUUCUCACCAGUCCACCUUUUGUCCCAUACACCUCCUUCUCACCAGUCCACCUUUUGUCCCAUACACCUCCUUCUCACCAGUCCACCUUUUGUCCCAUACACCUCCUUCUCACCAGUCCUCCAGCCACAUGUGGUUCACGAUCCUGAGUGGGUGAGCCACCUGGCAGUGACCACCACCUUGCCGUCGCUCUCUGCCCUCACGCACAGCUCGUCCUCCUGGCGGGGUGGAUGGGUAAGAAGGGAGGAGGGGUGGAUGGGUGGUGAGGGGGAUGGGCAGUGGGGGAGGCGUGGACAGCAGCGCCAGUGGGCAGUGUCAUCACCACCAUUAUCACCUUGGUGUCACUCUCUGCCCUCCCACGCUCUCUGCCCUCCCACGCUCUCUGCCCUCCCACGCUCUCUGCCCUCCCACGCUCUCUGCCCUCCCACGCUCUCUGCCCUCCCACGCUCUCUGCCCUCCCACGCUCUCUGCCCUCCCACGCUCUCUGCCCUCCCACGCUCUCUGCCCUCCCACGCUCUCUGCCCUCCCACGCUCUCUGCCCUCCCAGGCUCUCUGCCCUCCCAGGCUCUCUGCCCUCCCACGCUCUCUGCCCUCCCACGCUCUCUGCCCUCCCACGCUCUCUGCCCUCCAACGCUCUCUGCCCUCCCAGGCUCUCUGCCCUCCCACGCUCUCUGCCCUCCCACGCUCUCUGCCCUCCCGCGCUCUCUGCCCUCCCACGCUCUCUGCCCUCCCACGCUCUCUGCCCUCCCACGCGCUCUGCCCUCCCACGCGCUCUGCCCUCCCACGCGCUCUUCUGCUCUCGCACACUCUCUGCCCUCGCACGCUCGCUGUUCUCGCGCAUGGAGUGUUCUGCUGGGGAGAAAAGACAUUCCACGGUUGGGGCCGCAUUACCAUGGUGGUGAGGUCAGCGACACUCACGAGGAAGUGCGUUACGACAUUCUGGUUACCACAGUCACAGUCACAAGGGGGGUUACCAUGGCCCAUCGAUGGCUCGCGGUCGGGUCGUGCAAUCUCGUCACAGCCUCGCUCGUCUUCUUCCUCAUUCGCCACCUACCCAAAGGCCUCCCUCGCCUCCUCGCCCUCUCCCCCAUAAUUCUCCUCAACGUCGUCGUCCCCUGCGUUUUUUCCGCCGCGAAACGCGGCGAGUGCAUCGAGAAGGGCCUCGUGUUCUGGACCGUGUCGUGGCUCGGCAAUUUCCGCCUGCUCGCUCUCGCGUGGAACCGCGGCUCGCUCACGGACCCCGAUUACUCCUCCAGCUUUCUUCAAUUUCUCGUCGCACUGUACAUGCCCAUGCGUAAUCGCGUUCGCGAUACGGCGAAAACCGCCGUCUUUUCGCCUGAAACCCCCAACAGAAAGCAGUCCCGCCGCCACAAGCAGCCCGCAUCCGAAUCCUCGCCCCAGCUGCUUCUGCGAGGCGCAUUUAAAGCCUUCCUCCUAUCCCUCACCAUCCGAGCAUAUGCUUUCAACCUCCCCGCGCCGGCCAUCACGCUGCUGCACAGCGCGAACCUCUUCCUCUUCGUCACGCUCCUCUGCGAGCUCGUCGCAGGGGUCGUCGCCGCCGUCGCCCCGCGCUUCGCCGUGGAGCCACACUUCCGUCGCCCGUACCUAGCGACGUCGCUGGGAUCGUUCUGGGCGCGACGGUGGAACCUCGUGGUGAGCGGCAGCCUGCGCGAGACCGUCUACGAACCCGUAUUAGAUUGGCUUGAACGCCCGUGCUCAACGGAAGGAGAGAAGGCAGCUGAGAAGAGAGCGCGAGGGAAGGAGGGUAAUUCUGAGUUUGGAAAUGGGUACCCAGCAGCCAGUGGGGGGCAUGAUGCGGUGAAUGGUCGCGGCUGCGGGGUUUCUGAUGGGUUUGAAGCGGUUGAGAAGAUUAAUGGGUGCAGUAGGAAGGUGAAUGGUUACAGUGAGAAGAUGAACGGCUGCAGUGAGAAGGUGAAUGGUUACAGUGAGAGGAUCAACGGCUGCUAUCAAAGGAGCAGUCGGAAGGAGGAAAUGGGUUGUGUGAACGGGUCUGGAGAGAAUCAGAAAGGGCUCACUGACAACUGUGGUGACACUUAUUGGUUACACAAGGCAAAAGCAACGAAGCAGAACGGAUGCGCUGCACCUGCUGCCGCUGCUGGUACUACCGGUACUUCUCCAAACAGGCACAGACGCCAUGUGAGCUUCCCCAGGGCAGCAGCAACAAUAGCCUCGUUUGCUGUAUCCGGAGUGAUGCACGAGCUGGUGAUUCUGUACAUAGGCGGAGCCAUGACAGGCGAGCAGAUGGUGUUUUUCACCCUACAUGGAGUACUGACUGUGGCAGAGGCAUGGGUGAGGAAGGAGUGGGGGAGGAGAGAGCUGGUGCCGAUACCUAAGGUGGUGGCAGGAGGGCUGGCUCUUGGGUUGCUGCUGUCCACAGGCCAUGUGCUCUUCUUUGAGCCGUACCAGCGGUUAGGUGUCAUAGGGUGUGUUGUGGAGGGGCUUCAAGCCCACUCCUCGCAACUCAUACCGUAA